This is a messenger RNA of Aegilops tauschii subsp. strangulata, 2605 nucleotides long. RefSeq lists its product as uncharacterized. Lineage: Eukaryota; Viridiplantae; Streptophyta; Magnoliopsida; Poales; Poaceae. The record is from RefSeq and is a predicted model, not a curated record.
GUCAUUUUACUCGUUCCUCAAUCCUCAUUCCCCGCACUCGGAACUGCUCCCUUUGGGAGGAACCCUAAGUUGAGCUCUUUCCAACUGGGCGGCGGCACCUAUCAGAACACAAAAAGAGAAGCGACGGCGGGUGGCGGCCGGGGGAAAGUGAGGCGAGGGCGCCUCUUGAGGUGGAGACGGGGACGGGGACGGAAGAGGGGAAUCCGGCAAGUCCACCGAGCAGCAGCCUGAAGCUCUUUCUUGCUGCACCGAGAUCCAGAGUAAGGUUCCAGUCCCCCCUCCCCAUCCUCGUGGCAUGACUCCUGAGAAGCUCGAAGACUUUCAGGGGCGGAUCAUAAAACUGGAGCGGGAGGAUAUGCCUAACCAGUCGGACACAUUGGAUGGUGGUGGCGAUGGCGCAGAGGAUGCGAUGGACAGGGGCAAAUCUGUUGUCUUGGAGGAGGAUCAGUCUGAAGAUGUCUCUUGCAGCCCUGAGAUCCAGAGUAAGGUUCCAGUCCCUCCUCCUCCUCACGGCAUGAAGAAGGGGGAUCACAAGGGUCCGGUCAUCCCUCCUGAGAAGCUCAAGCAAUUGGCGGGGCUGCGAUCAGAACUGCUUAAGGAGGAGAAAACGCUGUUGGCCGAUUUUCGAAGACGGAAGGAGAGAGCACUGGAGGAGCAUGAGAGGACCGAAGGUGACUCGUUGCCGUGGACGCCGAGCGUGGAAUAUGUAUCAGUUGUGAGUGGUAUUUUGGAUGACCUCGACCGAAACAGAGAGAAACAGAAGGAGGUCAAUCCUGUUUUUUUCGAAGCCAUGGAAGCUUUGUCGGCUGAAGUGGGGCGGAAGAAGAGGACCAAGUUGCGGAGGGGCAGCGGCAAAUCCCUCUUGGAGGAACCAGUUCUUUCUUGCGGCUCUCUGAUCCAGAGUGAGGUUCCAGGUCCUCCUUCCCCUCCUCCUUUACAACAGCAGAGGCAACCAUCUGUGUAUGACUGCCAUGAGAUUUAUCCGGAAGGUGCCCAUGAGGAUGAGGCGACAACCAUGGAGGCGCAUUUCAAAAAUUUGGACUUGUCUGGAACCAAAUUAGACGACGGGGAAAAGGUCGAGGCGAGGACGCAGCAGCCUGAAGUUAUUUCUAGUCGACCUGACAUCCAGAGUAAGGUUCCUCCUCGUCGCAGUAAGAAGGGAAAAUCCUUCGUGGAGAAGCAGUUGAUUGGUCCAUUGCCUCGUGAGACUGAGAUGCAGUCUCAACUUCCUUCCCGCGGGCCUGAUACCGAGAUGCAGUCUCGUGGCAGUAAGAAGGGGAACCGCGGGGGUCAUAAGAAGGGGAAGCACGGAGGUUGUGCUGCGGCUCCACCUGCAAGGCCCCAACACCAUUCAGCCAUGGAUCUGAAGCAGGUCCAAGGCUCCAAUGAAUCCAAACUGUGUCCAUGUGAUCAUGAUAUGAAGAUGGAGAUGGACACCCAUGGUCUUCUAUCUGGUUGGUCUUUGCAGCGACCGUGAGUCCCAUGCACUUCACCCACUGCACACCUGGAUGCGACCCAGGAGAUGCCGCCAUCGCCGGGGCCACCCUGCAGAUCUUCACCAUCAAGCUCGAGGAGUUAAAAGGCGGCCUUGAGUGGCCAUUAUCUGUGUAUGGUGUGGUUGCCGCUCGAGACUGUGUGGAUCACAGCCGCAACCUCCUCUUCUCUUGCGAUAGGUGGAGGUCGCAGAAGCUCAGUCAGGACGAUCCUUUCUUGCGCUUAAUUGGCCCGUCUCGUGCCAUUGUGUUUACCGAUGAUGUUUACUUUGAAACCGAGCUAAGAGUAAAAGGCAAAACAUUGUCUCAAGAUAUAGCAUUGAUUAGUGAGAGGCGCCAUUACAGCGGAGGACGUACCAUUUCCUUCAGCAACUGCUUCUGCAGAAUAGAGUUAUGCAUGGAGCGAAUUCAUGAAACUGUUCAGGCCACUAUAUUGGGUGUCCGUGUCAAAAAUGGACCAUGGCCUUUCGAUUACGGCGGUAAAGUGGCUUGCCUCUCACCACCGCGGACAUAUAAGGUCACUGAUGGUAAAGUCUUUUAUACUACUCAUGCCCCAUCCAUGGAAGUUGUGAUGCUUGCUUCACGCGGUAGAACAAUGCCUAAGGGUUCAUAUGGUUACCUUCUUCUAUCAAGGCAUGUAGUUUCUGUAGAAUUGGAAGGAAGCCUGAAUGUUGUCAUACAAGCCUACUCAGAAUCUGGUGAUAUCACCGCACAGGGUGAGGUUUGCUUCACGCCCAAAGCUUGCAAUAUAAGUCAGGAGACAUGUUUCUUGGGUGACAGUGACCCUAAGGUGGAAGUGGAGAUUACUGUCGCUUGGUCUCUUCUUGUUUCGAACAGGCGUCAUUUGAUGAUGAAUGGAAUGGACUUUAACGAAUUGAAAGAAGCGGUCAGUGGGAUGGGAGUUUGAAUGUUGUGAAGAUGAUGGCUAAAGAGAGGCACUACAGAUCUCUAUUUCCUCUAAAUUUAUCUGUCCGGUCUGUCGAAGUGCCUUUGUAUUUCUGCAUCUAAUAGCAGAUAUUUAUGUUUAAUGUCCAGCAAUUCGGCUAUUAAUCUGCAUGUUAUGUAGGCAACCGUAUGUGUACAACUUGCAAGUUAUGUUGUGUUUUUUCUUU